Wallemia mellicola CBS 633.66 is the source of this 2244-nucleotide messenger RNA. RefSeq names its product RabGAP/TBC. The coding region runs from base 1 to 2244 and encodes 747 amino acids. Gene Ontology annotation, biological process: activation of GTPase activity. The transcript is spliced from 9 exons. The record is from RefSeq and is a predicted model, not a curated record. NCBI's taxonomy places the organism in Eukaryota, Fungi, Basidiomycota, Wallemiomycetes, Wallemiales, Wallemiaceae. Gene Ontology annotation, molecular function: GTPase activator activity.
AUGACGAAGGAAUGUAAAUUGGUAUAUGCGAAAUCUAAAGUCUACGUGCAUACCGGUAAAGAUACAAUAGCGGGUUAUCUUGCUUUAGUUGAUCGCACCGGCGAUCAGAAAUACACCGAGAAGGAGAACCUCCUAUUAAGUUGGCUGCCACAGUCAAUUAUACAGGAAAUGAAUGAGGAGGAUAAAUUCGUUAUGGUAGAAUCUACAAAUAAGCCGACAACUUUGGUCAACCCACCGCCAUCAGAUAGUGACAGUUAUGCUUUUAGUUUACCUGUCAAGGAAAUCUAUUCAAUGCUCGUCUAUCCACCUUCUAUAACGCAUUGGUAUGGUACUAUUACUAUCAAUUUGUUAGGUGGUGUCACACUACCUGCUUUACACUUCCACGACGACGAGAACAGUACAGCUUUGACCUCACCUCGACCAUCACUAAGUGAUAGUCUAUACCCUCCCAGUCGACACAUAUCCAGCACUUGGGGUGGCCAGGAAUUCCUCUUAUGUUUGAAGCUAUAUGUUACCCUUCUCCGCUCGCAAUUGGAGAACAGCUUGUUUUUAGUAGAACCAACUGAGAUGGACGCACAAAUACACUUACAACCCUUUCUCGACGAGAACGUUCUUGAGACAUCAACACCAUCAUCAUCAACACCGCCCAGACAUGGCCGACGGACUUCAAUUCUUCACUAUGCACUUAAUGCUCAUAAUAACCACAUGACUAGGAAUGCGACUCGUUUUAAUAACCACCAACACUCUCGAUCUGCUGAUAAUAUGCGUCAAUUAUUUCCAGAUAACGUCCUAGACGCUACGCCAUCUGUUGAUAAUCUCACAUCAGUUUAUAGGAAUACAAUUAGAUCUUUUGCAAAUAUCACUAACUCUGCUAAGCAGACAGCACAUAGUAUGCUUAGACAUCCACUAGCAAAGCCAAUUAUACCCCAUCUUCCAACUCCAGUACAAAGUCUUGCAGUCGCGAGUGGGAAUACAUCAAUGAGUGGGAAUACAGCUGGUGAAUAUGAUAGUGCACGUAUUUAUCUCGCUAAAUGGGCGAGAAGAGUAGCUGAAGAGGGUGACAAAAAUCGGUUGAAAGAGAAUGAUGUCCUUCGGUCAGCUGAUUUAGGGGUGUCUACUGAACUUGGUAAAUUUGAAUUGCUUGACAAAUCACAGGAGAAAACAACUAGAGAUCCAAGCAACCCUAUUACACUUGAGGAAUGGCAGACUUGGUUUGAUGGUGAUGGUAAACCUUCCAUCACAGAAUCUGAAAUGCUUUUGAGUGUCUUUAGAAGGUCCAUCGAAAGCUCAGCCAAGAUACAUAUUUGGCCAUUCAUCCUGGGUGUUAUUGAAUGGAAUACCACCGAGAAAGAGAGAAUAGCAGCCUGGAACAGACUGGAUACCCAAUACGCUCAACUCAAGGAUACCUGGAAGAACAAAAGUGUAUUUCACGAUAAAAAGGUAGCUGAAGAAAGACAUCGCAUACGCGUAGACUGUCUUCGAACAGACAGAAAUCUUCCGCUGUUUGCCAAGAGCGACACAGAACUGGAUGAGAUGGAGCUCGGUGUUGGUACACUUGACAGCUCGAGUGGUAGUGAGAGUGAACUCAGCGAUGACAAUGAAGGAACAUCUCAAGCGGUGUCUAAUGCCCACGUUAGAAGAUUGCAGGGUAUACUGCUUACUUACAAUUUCUACGAGGAAGGCCUAGGAUACGUGCAGGGAAUGUCAGACCUUUGCGCUCCUCUAUAUGUUAUCAGCGAAGCUAGCGGAUCUUGGACAUUCUGGUGCUUCGUUAGCGUUAUGAAUCGCACAAAGGAAAAUUUCCUAGCUGACCAGAGUGGAAUGUCAAGGAAAUUGAUCACACUUCAGGAAUUAAUCAAAGUCAUGGAUCCCGAACUCUAUAUUCACUUUGCAAAGAGUGAUAACCUCAAUAUGUUCUUCUGUUUCAGGUGGAUUUUAGUUAAUUUUAAGAGGGAGUUUAAUUUCAAUGAUAUUCUCACAUUGUGGGAGGCUUUGUUUACUCGCCCUCAUUCGCAGCAUUUUGAGCUAUUCAUUGUUCUUGCUGUUCUCGAGUCUCAUAGGGAUAUUAUUUUGAAGUACUUGAUGGAGUUCGAUGAGAUGCUCAAGUAUUGCAAUGACUUAAGUGGUACGAUUGACGUUCAGCAGACUCUAAAUGCUGCUGAAGUAUUAUACGACAACUUUGUCAAACUCUAUGAGAGAUUGAAGGGUAAAAAGUUAUCAGAAAACCUCUCUAGACUCAUUUAA